This is a messenger RNA of Tyto alba (common barn owl), 2942 nucleotides long. RefSeq names its product TRAF-type zinc finger domain containing 1 (gene TRAFD1). The coding region runs from base 300 to 1907 and encodes 535 amino acids. The record is from RefSeq and is a predicted model, not a curated record. NCBI's taxonomy places the organism in Eukaryota, Metazoa, Chordata, Aves, Strigiformes, Tytonidae. The transcript is spliced from 11 exons.
GGCCGUUGGGCUCCCGAGGAGCCGGGGCAGCGGGGACAGGGCUUCUCUUUCUCGGUGCUGGGUUGAUUUUUUUUCUUUUUUAUUUUUUUUUUUAAUUUCCCCCUCCCCCACUCCUCCCCGUCUUUCAACCGCCCUCCCCGCGCUGGGGAGCGUCGUCUCCCCGCCGCUCCCCUCAGGCGCCGCCGCCCCCGGCUGAGGGAGCGGGCGCGUCUCUCCCGCGGGGCGCGGGUACCCCCCGUCGCUGAGGGGCUGAAGGGGUGUAGGGGGCCCGCUCUUCGAGACCUCAGACCAGAAAAGAAAUGGCUAUAGCUGCAGUUCCCGAGGCGGAAACCCGGCUGUGUGGCAACUGCAAAAAGGAUAUUCCUGCUGUUAAUUUCAUCAUUCAUGAAAUUCACUGUAGCAGAAAUAUUGAAGUAUGCCGCUACUGCAGCGAAUCAAUCCCAAAGUCUGAAAUGAAGACCCAUAUUGAGUCUGAACACGGGCAGGUUACCUGCAAGUGUAGAAUGAAGAUAGAAAACAGUCUCUUGAAGGAUCAUGAGGCGUCAGCAUGCCCUCUGCGUCCUGCCCUCUGCCAGUACUGUGACAUACAGCUCGCCUUCAGCAAGCUCCAGGACCACGAAAUCUACUGCGGAGCUAGGACUGAGACGUGUGGUGGGUGUGGCCAUAACAUCAUGGUGAAAGAUCUGAAAGGGCAUCCUCGAGUGUGCGGGCAAGAGGUGAAACAAGGAAGAGGAAGCAGAACAGUGCCUCGCUUUGAGGAUGAGGAGGCAGAUUUGCACACCCUUCGAGACAUUAGAAACCGGCUACGAUCAGAGGAUGAACUGGAGCAGUUGGAGAGGAAAGAAAACGCUAAUUCUUCACUUUAUGAAGAGUGGAAUGCCGAUUUAGACUAUGUGUUGGCUCUUAGUCUACAAAAUGAGAAUAAUCCUCACAAUAAUACUGCAGCUGAAAUUCCCAGUGACUUCUGGCAAAACUACUACACCAAAGAGUCUGUGCCAUCUGCCUGUCUUGAUGAAACAGACUCAUCAGAUAUCUUCUCCUGUGACUCCUUCGUGUCUUUUAGCACACCAAACCGCAUAAAAAGCGAUGAGAUCAUCAUGCUGCCGUGUGAAUUUUGCGAGGAACUUUACCCUGCUGAAGAUCUGAUUCUUCACCAGACAGGUUGUAACCCAGCAAGUGCCUUUGCCUCGUUCAGUAAAAGAAGUUCUUCCCCAAAUCCACGAGAAAAUGAUGGUCUGCGUGCCAUUGGGUCCAAAAGCUGGAGAUCUCUCUCUUCAUACCAGCCCCAAGCUGUCCAGGCAGAAGGAAACAUUAUGAUUCCAUGUGAAUUUUGUGGCAUCCAGCUAGAGGAGGAGACGCUCUUUCAUCAUCAGCACCACUGCGACCUGCGCCCGGCCAGCCCGGCCGCCAGCUUUCCAUCGCGGCAGCUGCCGCCGCCUCGGCCCGGCGGCGAGAGAAGAGACUCGCCAGAGCUGGCUCGGAGACGAACCAGGCGUCAAGGGGAUGUUUCUCCUUGGUGCCGGGAAGGCUUUGGGCAGCAGCGCCUCAGCUCUCCGGCACGAGGCACCGAGUCGCCGAGCGACCCGGCGAACGCCCGGAAGGUGCCGCUGCCCCUCGCGCCGCGCGACGCUCCCGCCCUGGGCGGGAAGGCCGGGAGGGCGGCAGGCAGCGAGGGGAGGCCCAGGAACAGGGGAGCAAGCGGCUCUGCAGGCGGGACACGACCUGCUCGGAGCUCCCAGGCAGAAGCCUUGGCCCCCGCCUUCUCCAGAAGUGCUCCAGCCCAGCCCAGCAGCAGUCACGCCACAGGAAGGCGCCCGGCACUGGCAGAUGGUCCUGUCACCCUCCGGCGCAGGAACGCCAAGGCAAAAGCCCCGAGCUCAGCACCUGGCCAGCCUGAGGAGGAGUGAUCUACUGCUUACGGAAAACACGUUCAGCACUCUCCGCCUUCACUCUGCACUGCUGCUUUAUCUGAGCGCAAGUAAAUUCCUAGAUUGCUGUGUCAUUGAAGACUUUCUAUGAGUUUAAAUUUUUACAGGCAGCGAUCAUUUUAUAUAUAUAUAUAUAUAUAUAUAUAUGUAUUUUUGAUUCAUGAGAGUAUACUACAGGUUUUUACUUUGGUGAUUGAUACAAGUGCUGUCCCGAGGCAGCAAACCCCCUUCCCCGUGCCCUGGGGAGGUUCUGUGGCUGUGGUGGCUCUUUGGGACACCCAGUAAGGGAAUUUCCAGCCUCUCUCCUGGUGCUGCUGCUCCCGGGCUCGCCCCUUUCUCCCACCAGCACCAGAUGAAAACCAGAAACCCCCCAGAGCAGACGAGGCUCGGCCCAGGGGCAGCAGGAGCUGGAGGGAGUGGGGAGCAGCUGAACCCCCUCCUAAAGCUGCCGGGGUGGGAGGGCCCUGACCCUGCUCUGUGUCCUUGGGUGUCAGCGCCUGCGCCCAGCACCCAGGGAGGGGGAUUAGAGCUGUCAGGGGAUAAGCUCCAAGCCCCUGGCUGCCUUGUAAAACGCUUUUUAAUGCUGGCUUAGUCCACGCUUUUUAAAUUCCUUGUAAUAAAAUUUAUCUACCGCCCUCCCAAGCACUGGUGGGGUGCAGCUGCAUUCCAUGAGGCAGGGGAUGCUAGGUUUUUGCCUGCAGUUGGUCUUGGUUAAUUUGCAUCCCAGGGGCUUGGGGAAGGGGCAAUGCAGAGCUGAGAGAACAAGUGGGGGCAUCAGCCUAAUUAAGCGGGUAGGGCAGAUGGCAUUAGCAGGGCUAAUUAGCCCAGCAGCCUCCUGGGGCAGGGCUGGGCCUGGGCUCUGCUGCCAGCCCCAGCCUGCAGCAGGGACAGCCAAGGAGGGGCUGAAGCGAUCCUGCUUCUCAAAUAAAGACAUUUGCCAGCCACUUCCACCAAAUGUAAGCAUUUAUUUGUACAAGAAAAGCAGAAUAAAGGUAUUUUAAAAAGAGGUGGCAA